CAUGUCAUUGCUCACUCGGCCAGAGGACGUGACUCAGUGAGGAGUCGCUGCAACGCUCAUUCUCCCCUCUCCUGUCUUUAGCCCCAUUGUCUGUGUUGUUUUCUUUCUGUUUAUUUUUGUUAUUUGUGCGUCCUUACUGCCAGUCAGUCAUGUAUCGGUAUUUUGGGGAGCUUCUGAGUCGCUCUGCGGGGAGCGCCCUGGCCUCGGGCUGCGUGGACUCCGCUCUCCCGGUGUCCUCAUCUCUGAUGCGGGUUCGUCACUAUGCCGACGCAGCGGACCAGCCCGAUGACCCCAACUUCUUCAGGAUGGUGGAAGGCUUCUUCGACCGUGGCGCCGCCAUCGUGGAGGACAAGCUGGUGGAGGACCUGAAGACCAGGGAGACUCCCGAGCAGAAGAGACACCGAGUGCGGGGCAUCCUGGGCAUCAUCAAGCCCUGCAACCACGUCCUGAGUGUGUCGUUCCCCAUCAAGAGGGACAACGGAGAGUGGGAGGUGGUGGAGGGCUACCGUGCCCAGCACAGCCAGCACAGAACACCUUGCAAAGGAGGUAUCCGUUACAGUACUGAUGUGUGUGUGGAUGAAGUGAAAGCCCUGGCUUCUCUGAUGACCUACAAGUGUGCCGUUGUUGAUGUGCCAUUUGGAGGAGCUAAAGCUGGAGUCAAGAUCAACCCAAAGAAUUACUCCGAUAAUGAGCUGGAGAAGAUCACCAGGAGGUUUACCAUUGAGCUGGCCAAGAAGGGUUUCAUUGGACCUGGCAUCGAUGUCCCUGCUCCAGACAUGAGCACAGGAGAGAGGGAAAUGUCCUGGAUCGCUGACACCUAUGCCAACACAAUUGCACACACUGACAUCAACGCCCAUGCAUGUGUGACAGGAAAACCCAUCAGUCAGGGAGGAAUCCAUGGACGUAUCUCAGCCACUGGUCGUGGAGUUUUCCACGGCAUCGAGAACUUCAUCAAUGAGGCGUCCUACAUGAGCAUGCUGGGCCUGACCCCUGGCUUCCAGGACAAGACCUUCAUCGUCCAGGGUUUUGGUAACGUGGGUCUUCACUCCAUGAGGUACCUGCACAGGUUUGGAGCCAAGUGUGUGGGCGUGGGCGAGAUCGAUGGUGCCAUCUACAACCCAGACGGCAUCGACCCCAAACAGCUGGAGGAUUACAAAUUGCAACAUGGCACCAUUGUUGGAUUCCCAGGAGCCAAACCCUACGAAGGAAGCAUUUUGGAAGCUGACUGCCACAUCCUGAUCCCCGCUGCAGGAGAGAAGCAGCUCACCCGCCAAAACGCUCCCAGGAUCAAGGCUAAGAUUAUUGCUGAAGGUGCCAACGGUCCCACUACUCCAGAUGCGGACAAGGUCUUCCUGGAGAACAACGUCAUGGUUAUUCCUGACAUGUACCUGAACGCUGGUGGCGUAACAGUGUCUUAUUUUGAGUGGCUGAAGAAUCUGAACCACGUCAGCUAUGGAAGACUGGCCUUCAAGUACGAGAGAGAUUCCAACUACCACCUGCUCAUGUCUGUCCAAGAGAGUUUAGAGAGGAAGUUUGGAAAACAGGGAGGACCCAUUCCCAUUGUACCCACUGCUGACUUCCAGGCCAGGAUUGCUGGUGCUUCUGAGAAAGAUAUCGUUCACUCUGGUUUGGCUUACACCAUGGAGAGGUCUGCCAGGCAAAUCAUGCGCACGGCCAGCAAGUACAACCUGGGUCUGGACCUGAGGACGGCCGCUUAUGUCAACGCCAUCGAGAAGGUCUUCAAAGUGUACAACGAGGCCGGGCUCACCUUCACAUAAACAGCUGGUCAUCACCCAGGCUUCCUCUCCCUACUGCUGCUCUCCUGCUGUUCAUUCUACAUUUACUCCCCAGCCUUCAGACCAUAUCACAGUAUCGCUGCUUUUUUCCACCUAUCACAGGGCAUACUGUAUCCACAGUCUGUAUCAUGUAAUCUCCCUCAUGCACUGCCAGUAUACUCGAUGCAUUUACAGCUUCAGUAAUGUUGUGUUCUGGUCUCUGAGGUUAUUUCAAGAAAAGAGCGCCAUCCUGGUGACGCACUGCAUCCCAACAACGGGUCAAAAUAAUUGGUAAUGAUAUUGUUGUACGGCGGCCAUGUCCAUAGCAGCCUUAUGGUGUUUGAAUGACCUUCGUACAGAUGCCUUAUAUCAGCAAGAGGUCUUCUUUAAUAGAGAGCAGACUGACCUUCACAAAGGGGUUUCCAUCUUACUGCAUCUUCUUACCUGAGCAGUGAAGUUAUAGAAUCCCAACAUUGCAUAUCAUGCCUAGUUUCACCUGCAAGUCUCUUGUGUUUUCUUUUCUGUUUUUUGUCAUUUGCUCCUUUCAUUAAAGCAGCUUCUCCCUGAUUCCUCCACUGGCCAAAAAAUGGGAGCUGGGAGGGAGAGUCUCUCUGACGGUCUACUCCCUGGUUAAAUUUCCCACAUUUUUAACUGUCCAGCUACUUAUACAAAAUAUAAAUCGUCAUAGAGGGAAUUAAUUUUUAUUUUUACUGUAUUAAUUUUUGUUCGAACGAAUAAAAAAUAUUUCGGAUCUCGUG
Messenger RNA from Cynoglossus semilaevis (tongue sole), 2533 nucleotides. RefSeq names its product glutamate dehydrogenase 1b (gene glud1b). The transcript is spliced from 13 exons. The record is from RefSeq and is a predicted model, not a curated record. The coding region runs from base 150 to 1778 and encodes 542 amino acids. Gene Ontology annotation, cellular component: mitochondrion. Gene Ontology annotation, biological process: L-glutamate catabolic process. NCBI's taxonomy places the organism in Eukaryota, Metazoa, Chordata, Actinopteri, Pleuronectiformes, Cynoglossidae. Gene Ontology annotation, molecular function: L-glutamate dehydrogenase (NAD+) activity.